CAAUGGUCCUAUGUAAAGUUCUUAUGACAUUAAAAGCGACCGUGCUGCUAGCGCAGGUAGAAGAGCUUCUCACAGUUACUCAUUUGGAGAGUCCCACUGACUCGCUGCCAUGGAGGUGAACGGCACAGCCAACAUUCUGUCUUCAGCGUAUCUGGCGGUGGAAUUUGUGGAUUCAUUUCUGCCAGAAAAUCCACUGCAGGAACCUCUGAAGCACGCAUGGAACCACAUGCUGCAGAACUAUAGCAAAUUCCAGAUCGCCACCUGGGGCUCGCUCAUCGUCCACGAACUGAUCUAUUUCCUGUUCUGUCUGCCUGGAUUUAUCUUUCAGUUCCUCCCUUUCAUGCAGAAGUAUAAGAUCCAACCAGAUAAACCAGAGACAUGGGAGAAACAGUGGAAGUGCUUUAAGAUGCUGCUGUUUAAUCACUUCUGUAUCCAGCUACCACUCAUCUGCGGGACGUAUUACUUUACUGAGUUCUUCAGCAUUUCUUAUGACUGGGACUCCAUGCCUCGCUGGCCCUUUAUAUUGGCCCAGUGUUUUGGUUGUGCAGUAAUUGAAGACACAUGGCAUUACUUCCUCCACCGAGCCCUACAUCAUCGCAGAAUCUACAAAUACAUUCAUAAAGUCCAUCAUGACUUCACUGCUCCAUUUGGCAUGCAGGCAGAAUAUGCCCACCCUGCUGAGACUCUGAUUCUGGGGGCUGGAUUCUUCAUCGGCAUCAUGGUCUUCUGCAAUCAUAUGGUUUUGCUCUGGGCUUGGGUCGCUUUCCGGCUUCUUGAAACCAUUGAUGUUCACAGUGGUUACGACAUUCCUCUGAACCCCUUACAUUUGAUUCCAUUCUACGCUGGAGCUCGUUUCCAUGACUUCCACCACAUGAAUUUUGUGGGCAACUAUGGCUCUACAUUCACCUGGUGGGACAGACUUUUCAACACCGACUCCCAGUAUAAGAAACAUUACUCGCUUCAUAAAGCUGUGAAGAGCGACUGAUUGACAGAGAUACACUCAAUCGCAUACACUGAUGCUUCACCAUCAGCCAGAGCAAUCUAUCUCUCUUGGACUCCUGUGUGGGCUUUGGUUGGUCUGAUGCUUUUGCAUUGCCUCCUGCUGCACACACUCACUGUAAAGUAUUUAAAAUCGGACUGAAUGGAUUCAAAUCAAUGCCAGCUUCUGACAGCAAUGU
This is a messenger RNA of Sinocyclocheilus rhinocerous, 1178 nucleotides long. RefSeq names its product methylsterol monooxygenase 1 (gene msmo1). The transcript has 6 exons. Gene Ontology annotation, biological process: lipid biosynthetic process. The coding region runs from base 110 to 985 and encodes 291 amino acids. The record is from RefSeq and is a predicted model, not a curated record. Gene Ontology annotation, molecular function: iron ion binding; oxidoreductase activity. Lineage: Eukaryota; Metazoa; Chordata; Actinopteri; Cypriniformes; Cyprinidae.